UGAAUUUUGACCUUUGAUUUUGAAAAUUGGCGAUUUAGGGUUCAUCAAAAGUGAAAAAUUUCAACAUCUAUUUUUUUACGCACAUGCAUAUGUGGAACAUUAUGUGACUGAUUGAUCAUCAUUAUGACGAUGGCUUGAUGAUUGACUACUUUUGUUGUUGUUCAUAACGUUAGUUAUCUUUGUUUCCGUGUACGUGUUUGUUUGUUUGUUUGUUUGUGUGUGUAUCUUCCCAUUUUAGUAGUCAGCCAAAAUUAUGUCCAAAUGUGUGGUGUGGUGUGUGUGUGUGUGUGUAUGUAAGUUGUAUGAUAACAAUGCAUGAUGAUUCACGUUGGUAACUUUUUAAAAAUCUAUCCUGGAACAAAAGACGAAGAAAAAUUUUUUUUUUUUUUUUUUAUUUUUCUUCUUAGUAGACAGCCCAUCGUUUUAUAGUUUUUUGUCAAACGAAAAAAACAACAUUUUUGCUGUUUGGUGUUGAAUCAUCAUCCAGAAAUAUCUUAUUAACAACGUCACACGCACAUGAUAACACACAAACCACAUAUAUAUAAAUAAAGCAAUAUAUAAAAGAGUGAUACUUAAGAAAAAGAAAAAAAGAGAAUAACCAAAAAAAAUGCAUCAACACGGAAAAGAUGUUACAGCUACAGCUACAGCCAAUAAUUUAGCUGGUCUUAAUAUUGGCGAUGUUUUUCAUGGUGGUGCUGGUGGUGGUGAUGUUGGUGUUAUUGGAUGGCGAGGUCAAAAUAAUUCUCCAUCCUCAUCAUCGUCGUCAACAACAAUAAGAUCAAAUAUCAUUGGUGAUGAUGAUGAUGAUGAUGAUGAUGAUGUAACAAUGAUGAAUGAAAUGUCUACAACAAAUAUGGCUCAAUUAUCAUCACCAGCCACAUCUUCAACAUCAUCAGUAACCAGUAAAAUUAAUGAAGAUUCGACAUCUAUACGAAAUCAAUCAAUGAUAAUUGGUCAUCAAGCAACAGUAACAACGAUGACCACUAGCAGCAGCAAUAAUGAUAAUAAUAAUAAUCGUUAUAAUUCAAAUACAUUUCCAUUGAUAUCAAGAUCAUCGAUUAAAAGGCCAUUAAGUUUGACACAGGAUAUACGUUCAUGUCAACAUCAACAGCAACAGCAACAAUUUUAUCAUUCAUGUAAUCAUAAUACACGAACUGAUAAAUAUCGUUGUGGUUGUAAUCAAAGUUCAAAUGGUGCUGGUGGUGGUAGUCAUAGUGGUUUUCGUUCUCGUUCAAAAACAAUACAUUCAUGUAAUUCUUAUUAUUCAACCUAUCAGAAUCAACAUCAUCACCAUAAUAAUAAUCCUUAUAAUAAUAUUCAUUAUCACCAUCAAAAUAAUCUACUACGAUACCAGGAUUUAUAUCAUCAACAAAUCAACAAUAGUUGUACUAGUGGUGAUGGUUUUAAUCCACGUGGAACAAUGCGUAAUCUAAUUGUUGAAUAUCGUACAAAGACGCGUAAAGUUGAUCCAUUAUCUUCAUCAACAACAAUAUCAUCAUCAUCUAUGACACCAUCAUCAUCAAUUAAUGAUGAUAAUGGUACUUCUACAAUGGAUGGUAGUAGUAGUAGCUGUAAUGGUAAUGGUGAUCCCAAUACGGAAGUAAAAAAUACAACCGUAUCAUCAACGGCAUCGAUAUCUGCGUCAAAAGUAGAAAAAAUUUUCGAAGAUGAUGAAGAAAUGGAAACAAUUAUAGAACAACAACGUGAUAGUGGAAAGAAUCUUGAUGAUGAUGGCUUUAAAUAUUGGACUACAUCAUCAUCUUCGAUGUAUAGACGAAUUUAUCAUUACAAUCAUCAUCAUCAUGACCAUAGCCAACAUUAUCAUCAUCAUCAUCAUAAUCGCUAUCCUUAUGAUGAUCAUCGUUGGCUAAAACGUGGUGUUGGUAGUACAAUAUCAGAUUAUUCGGUAAAAAAAUGGUCAACAACAACCACAACAUCAACAUCUCCAUUGACAUCAAUAACGUCAUCACUAUCUUUGACGAAUAUUGAACCUGUAUUGACGACAUCAUCAUCAUCAUCGAUGACGUCAGCAAUAGCAACAACAUCCACAAUAAAUGGCAAAUCUGAAACCCGUACAUCGAAUGGAUCAUCUCCAAUUAUCAAUGAUGAUGAUGAUGAUGAUUUGAAAAACAAUAAUGCAAAGCAAAAUACGGAAUCAAUUCUAUCAUCAAAUGAUAUAGCUAUUACUGCUGCUGCUGCUGCUGCUGGUCCAUCAAUACAUACGCAUACUAUACCGACCGUAGCCGAAAAGGAACAAUUUCAACGAUCUCUGGAUAGCGCAACUACAUUAGUCUUUCAUCGUCGAAGCGGUCUUCCUCUUAAUUCUAGUCCUGCUCCAAUUCGUAAAUCUGGAACUUGUUUCGAUUUUGACAGUUCUCUUACAUCUGUGAAUGCAAUUAAAAAGGCUCUUUUCCAUAAAGAUCCAGACGGAAAAGAUGAUUAUCAUCAUCCGAAUCUUCGUUCCAAACUAAGUCUUUCAGCCCCUACCACUACUAGUGGUUUACUUGGAAAUUUUGAGGAAUCGGUAUUAAAUGGUCGUCUUGAUCCGGCUAGCAUUGUACAUGGAUUUACAGCCGAAAUCGGUGCAAGCGGUGGCUUUUGUCCAUCACAUAAGACUUUUCCUGUGACCGUAUUUUUCUAUACUCUACAAGAUACAGAUAAAGGAGAGAAAAUGUCUUCACCAUAUUUGGGCCAUAUCAAUCUUGGUGAAAAAGGAUAUCAUAUACCUCGACAAGGAACUGUACAGGUGACUCUGUUCAAUCCAAAUAGAACUGUGGUAAAAAUGUUUGUCGUACGUUAUGAUCUUUCUGAUAUGCCACCGAAUUGUCGUACAUUUUUACGACAACGUACAUUAUUCAUGCCAAGUGAUGCUAAUGAACAUCAUCCGGAUAGUCGUAAAUGGUUACGUUACCUCAUCCAUCUCAGGUUUCAAAGCUCUAAAUCUGGUCGUAUACGUUUACAUACGGACAUACGGAUAUUAGUAUUCCGGAAACAUGAUCUAGAUGUAGCUACAAUGAAUGGUGGUGCCCCAUAUGAAUUACGAUCAUUUGUUCAGAUGCCUUCCAAUCCAAAGUAUUCGAAAAAUAUUAAAACCUAGCAAUCAUUCAAUCAAUCGAUGGUUCAAUGAUCAUCGCAUUCAUUCAUUGGAAUUAAUGUCAUUUUAUGGAGAAAAAAAACCAAACACAUUCUAGUUUUGAAUUACAUAUAUGGGGCAAUUUUUUCUCUUUUUAUUUCUUCCAAAAUUUUGUUAAGAAACAAAAAUAUGUGGUACAAAUAUAAAUACUAAUGU
Molecule: messenger RNA, 3289 nt
Organism: Dermatophagoides farinae (American house dust mite)
Lineage: Eukaryota; Metazoa; Arthropoda; Arachnida; Sarcoptiformes; Pyroglyphidae
Source: RefSeq, a predicted model, not a curated record